Lymnaea stagnalis (great pond snail) is the source of this 621-nucleotide messenger RNA. The record is from the annotation of a GenBank genome assembly. NCBI's taxonomy places the organism in Eukaryota, Metazoa, Mollusca, Gastropoda, Lymnaeidae.
UAUGCCAGGAGUAAAGGUUUCUCCAUUGUGGACACAUUUAGUAUGACGAUGGCCAGGUUUAAGGACUUCAUGCCAGGAAAAUGUUCUUGUCACUUUCAUAAAGUGAGGUCAUAAUUUUGUUUUUCACUACAUUUUUUACACAAUAAACUUUUUAAACACUGCCUAUUUAUAUCAAUUGAUCCAUCCAUAUUUGAGCAUCAAUUAAAUAAAAGGUUUUAUUGCAACCCACCCAAAUUCCCCCCAAAGAAAUUUUUCUGUUCUUUUCCACUUAGUUGAACACAGUGCUGAUCCAUAUCUCCACUAUUUGAUACAUGACUGUUGCUUACAUUAUUGAAAUAAUUUAUAAUUUAAAAGUAAUAACAAUCCGUCCUUGUCAGUAAAAUAAAAUAAAAUAAUUAAAAUGGGGUAGUUGUGUAUCCUGACACUGUCCACUUUUAUGCAUGAUUCACAGAGUUUUGCUAUUUCUUGUCCCAGGUAGUUCCUUUUGGACAGUCUAUCCUGAAUAAAUUAUCUCACAGGGGUUUGCUCCCAACUGACUAUCACACUAAAUAUCAUGUGGAAGGGGAGAUAAAUGCUGUGUAUUCUGAAAUGGUGAUCAACAGACUCUGCUCCAAAGGCUAA